Molecule: messenger RNA, 855 nt
Organism: Leopardus geoffroyi (Geoffroy's cat)
Lineage: Eukaryota; Metazoa; Chordata; Mammalia; Carnivora; Felidae
Product: olfactory receptor 1020-like
Exons: 3
Coding region: 1-855 (284 amino acids)
Biological process (GO): sensory perception of smell; G protein-coupled receptor signaling pathway
Cellular component (GO): membrane
Molecular function (GO): olfactory receptor activity; odorant binding
Source: RefSeq, a predicted model, not a curated record
AUGAACUUGGCCAGAGCCAGUCGUCAGGCUGAAUGUGGGGGCCUGAGCAAAUGCACAGAUGCUGGGGGACGGGUAGUUCUGGGGGGCCCAGUGACAAAUCCUGUAGCCCUAAAGGCUGAGCAGCAGAGUCCACCUGGCUGUGUGGUUCCCAGCUUAUUGUCUAGGACCUGUAAUGGCCCAAUGGGUGCAGGCAACACCAGCAAGUUGAGUGAAUUCUUCAUUGUGGGCCUCACUGACGAUCCUCACCUUCAGCCUAUCUUCUUUGCCCUCUUCCUCCUGAUCUAUGCAAUCACAGUUGUGGGAAACCUGGGCCUCCUUGCCCUCAUUGUGUUCUUCCUCCUGGCUUCCAUGGCCUAUGACCGACAUGUGGCCAUCUGCAGCCCUCUGCUCUACCAUAUCAUCAUGUCCCCAAGGCUCUGUUUGCAGCUCGUGGCUGCCAGCUAUGCAGUGGGCCUGAUGAACAUGGUGCUCCUCACUAGCACAACCUUUUAUCUGACCUGUAAAUCCCUUGUCAUCACGCAUUAUUUCUGUGAUAUUCCUCCCCUUUUAAAACUCUCCUGCUCUGACACACAGAUACUCCAGCUUCUCCUCUUUGCCUGUGGUGGCUUUAAUGUGUCUGUGUCCCUGACAAUCGUCCUGGUCUCCUACGCAUAUGCCUUCUUGGUUAUCAUCAGAAUUCCCUCAGCCAAGGGUAAACACAAAACAUUCUCCACUUGUGCUUCUCACCUGACUUCUGUCAGCCUAUACUAUGGAACCACAGCAUUCAUUUACUUGCGCCCAUCUUCUGAGUACUUGCUAAGCAGGGACAGGCUGGUGUCUGUAUCCUACACAGUGGUCAUUCCCAUGCUUACUUAA